AUGUCCUACAUCGUUCCCAUCCACCACGCGAGCGGUGUCCGACAUGCUCUCAAGCUAAAUUUUCUCGAGCCAGGCGUCGAGGUGCUUAUUGUAGCUAAAGCAAACAGACUCCAUAUCUACGAGCAAGGCGUCGAAGGAUUGUCUUUGUUGUAUACUAAAAAUGUCUUUGGGUACAUCACUAUCCUCGAGAGUCUUCGCCCCGCCUCCUCCAAAACCGACCACCUCUUUGUCGGCACUGAUCGAUACCAAUACUUCACUUGUUCAUGGAAUGCAAACAUCAGGCAGCUACAAACCGAACAAAGCUAUGUCGAUCUUGCCGACAAGGUUCUCCGGGACUCGAGAGAGACGGACAGAUGCCACGUAGAUCCUACGGGGCGAUUCAUGACCCUGGAGCUCUAUGACGGUGUUGUUACCGUGCUCCCCUUCGUCCAGCCUUCGAAUAAGCGUCAGAAGAGAGACAACAAUUCGCCUUCACAAGUGGGAACGCUGGGAGAGCCGGUCCAGGUCAGGAUAGAGGAACUGUUAACGAGGGAUUCGGCUUUGGUGGCUACAGACCCUCAAGGAAAGGAACCUGUUCAACUUGCCGUCCUUUGGGAAGACAAUUCGGGAAAUCCUCAAUUGAAGGUCCGGCAGUUGAAAUACACCCCCGGUGGAGAACAGGCCUCGGCGGAAUUGCAGACGGUAGCUGAGUUGCGAGGUGACCAGCUGGACAAGGGAGUGAGCCAUCUCAUUCCUGUGAAUGGUGGUUUCCUGGUUCUGGGUGACCAUUCCAUCCGCUUUGUUGAUCGACAAUUGACCAACGUCAUAACGCAAGACCUUGGGGAUGAUGCCACCAUGUGGUCAUGUUGGACCCAAAUCGAUAAGCAACGUUGGCUGCUUGCUGAUGAUUUUGGAAAGCUCUUCUUCCUCAUGAUAGAGAUCGCCGAUUUCACAGUGUCAUCAUGGAGGCUUGACCCGGUCGGGGUUGCCUCAAAAGCCUCCUGUCUUGUCUAUCUUGAUGAUGGAUAUGUAUUUGUCGGUUCCCACUCGGGCGACUCGCAGGUUGUCCACAUUGAGGCAGACGGCAUCCGGAUCGUCCAGACGUUCUCUAAUAUAGCACCUAUCCUAGAUUUCACAAUUAUGGACCUUGGUCGAGGUGGAGAAGGUGGACAGGCACCAGAAUUCUCUUCAGGCCAAGCUCGGAUUGUCGCUGCCAGUGGUGCAUGGCAGGAUGGUACGAUCCGGAGUGUGAGAAGUGGUGUAGGACUUGAGCUCAUUGGGACCAUAGGAGAGCUGUAUCAUAUCACAGAUCUCUGGGCGGUGAGCUCUACAGGUCUGGGGAAUGUACAUGAUACUUUAAUUGUGUCAUUCAUCACUGAAACUCGAGUCUUCAAGUUCGAUGCUGAGGCUGCAGUGGAGGAAGUUGACGAUUUCUACCAUCUCGAACUCUCCCAACCAACUUUGUUUGCAGCCAAUUUACCGGACCGGAAACUUGUACAGGUAUCCGAGUCUGCAAUCAAAGUCACGGAUCUUGAUUCAGACAUGCUCAUGCUUGAUUGGAGACCUCCGGACGCCGAUGCAAAGCUAACUGCGGCGUCAGGAAACUCCGUUCAUCUACUUGUUGUCGAAGGUGGCCAUACCCUACAUGUCUUCCAUGCCGCAAACCAUGACUCCAAACCCACAAUCUCGAAAACAUUCCCGCCAGAUUCUCAAAUAUCAGGUAUAACAGUCCCAGAUUCCCAGAGUAGUGUUUGCAUUGUUUCCUUUUGGCAAACUGCAUCACUUGCUAUUCUAGACCUGCACUCCCUCGACACUCUGCUAGUUCAAAAUCUUGGAACGGCUGGAAUAGACAUACCACGAUCAGUACUUGUGGCAACCGUCCUGCCAGAUGCGGCCCCUACACUAUUCGUUGCGAUGGCCGAUGGAACUGUGCUUACUUAUGCAUUCGAUCUUACUAAGAAUGCACUCUCAGGAAUGACUAGGAUAUUAUUAGGAACGGAACCCGCUUUCUUCAAGGCGCUGCCUAGGGAUGGAGGGGCAGGGUCGCCCUUAUCUCACAUCUUUGCCUCAUGUGAACAGCCUUCCCUGAUAUACGCCUCUGAAGGUCGCAUCAUCUACUCGGCGGUGAAUGCUGAAAGUGCAUCGAGGGUGUGUCACUUCAACUCUGAAGCCUAUCCCGACGCCGUAGCCCUCGCCUCCCCCAAAGAGCUUCAGAUUGCUCACAUCGGCAAGGAAAGAACUACGCAGCUCCAGACGCUUCCUAUUCGCGAAACGGUCAGAUGUCUUGCGUACGAAUCAAAGGGACAAAUUUUUGGCAUGGGUUGUGUUCGCCGUAUACUGGAGAGUGGCGAGGAAGCCCUUCUCAGUUCGGUUAAAAUUGCCGACGAGGUCAGUUUCAAAGAAUUGGACUCCGUUGAACUACAAGACAGAGAAUUGGUGGAGUGUAUUCUAUCUACAGGCUCAUUUGAAAUACCGGGCUCUGAGGAAUCCACAGAAAUGUUUGUAGUUGGAACAAGCAUUGUGAUGGAGGAUGACACCGGCCGUGAGCUCAUCAGAGGGCGAAUUCUAGUUUUCGAAGUCAACAAAGAGCAGAAGCUGAAACAGGUUACUGAACUGGUCGUUCCCGGCAGCUGUAGAAGUCUGGCAAUGUGCGAAGGCAAGCUUGUGGCCGGGUUGUUGAAGACGGUGGUCCUUUAUGGACUUGUUCCUUCCCAGACCAGAGGUAGACAUUCUCUAGAUUUGGUCAAACUGGCGACAUAUCGCGCGUCGUCAAAUCCUCUGUCGUUGGCUGUCACACCUUCUACAGAUAAGAUGCCAGCGCUGAUCGCAGUUGCGGACAUCACGAAGUCAUUGUCGGUAUUGAAAGUCAAUCUUCCAGAUGAGGCGCAUCCUGAUCACCAGCUGUGCGAAAUAUCCAGGCAUUUUGCAACAGUGUGGUGCACAGCGGUUGGGGCUACGGUGGAAAACGAAUGGCUUGUGGCCGACGCGGAGGGCAAUCUGCUGGCUUUGAGACAGAACCGCGAUGCCAUCCAUGAUGCAAGUUGGCGGCGGAUGGAAGUCAUAGGUGAAUUCCGCCUGGGACAGGUUACGAAUAAAAUCAUAGCCCGGGCAGUGGACGAACUUCCACGCAAUGGCCCUCUCGUAACCCCACGAGCAUUUGUUGGGACGGUUGAAGGUGCGAUUUUCAUGUUUGCGACGAUCAAUCAAGCAUACGUCAACGUCCUUUUGCUUCUACAAACAUCAUUGGCCACCCGUAUCCAAGCACCAGGAUACAUGCCAUGGGCGAAAUAUCGGGCGUGGCAGACGGCAGUAUCCGAGAAGGACGAACCGUUUCGAUUCGUCGACGGGGAAAUGCUCGAGCAAGGUCUUCUCUCGCUGUCGGAUGAAGAGCUCGAGAACGUGCUUCAGGAGGCCGGGUUGAGGGAGAAGAAGCACGAUGUCACCGUGGAGGAAGUCAGAGCCUGGGGCGAGGAGUUGAGGCGCUUGUAUUAG
This is a messenger RNA of Exophiala aquamarina CBS 119918, 3471 nucleotides long. RefSeq lists its product as uncharacterized. Gene Ontology annotation, molecular function: nucleic acid binding; protein binding. Gene Ontology annotation, cellular component: site of double-strand break; nucleus. Bases 1 to 3471 code for a protein of 1156 amino acids. The record is from RefSeq and is a predicted model, not a curated record. NCBI's taxonomy places the organism in Eukaryota, Fungi, Ascomycota, Eurotiomycetes, Chaetothyriales, Herpotrichiellaceae. Gene Ontology annotation, biological process: proteasome-mediated ubiquitin-dependent protein catabolic process; DNA repair. The transcript has 4 exons.